This is a messenger RNA of Monoraphidium neglectum, 156 nucleotides long. RefSeq lists its product as hypothetical. The record is from RefSeq and is a predicted model, not a curated record. The transcript has a single exon. NCBI's taxonomy places the organism in Eukaryota, Viridiplantae, Chlorophyta, Chlorophyceae, Sphaeropleales, Selenastraceae. The annotation marks the transcript as partial.
AAGCUCUCGGGAAGCUGCGAGACGCGGGCAUCGUCCAGGGCUGGCGCGACGAGCUGUACCCGCUGGCUCCUUCAUUCGACGCGCCGCCGCUGCUGCUGAUCGAGCGGGCGGCGGCGCCCUACUUUGGGAUGCGGGCAUACGGCGUGCACGUCAACG